Microsporum canis CBS 113480 is the source of this 1164-nucleotide messenger RNA. RefSeq names its product meiotic recombination protein spo11. The record is from RefSeq and is a predicted model, not a curated record. Gene Ontology annotation, biological process: reciprocal meiotic recombination; meiotic DNA double-strand break processing; meiotic DNA double-strand break formation. NCBI's taxonomy places the organism in Eukaryota, Fungi, Ascomycota, Eurotiomycetes, Onygenales, Arthrodermataceae. The transcript is spliced from 6 exons. Gene Ontology annotation, molecular function: ATP binding; DNA binding; DNA topoisomerase type II (double strand cut, ATP-hydrolyzing) activity. Bases 1 to 1164 code for a protein of 387 amino acids. Gene Ontology annotation, cellular component: nuclear chromosome.
AUGGAACCACUAGAGGCUUUAGUGUUUAAAAAGUCCACUUGCUCUCAGAAUGAAGGCAAGGUGGUGGAAAAUAUUAGUAAAUACCUUAUUUCAGUACUCGAAGAGUUGUCCAGGCCCAAUGGUCGCCCUUCUAUCUCCCUAAAGCGUCGAUCAAAGCAGUCGGGCUAUACCCUUAACCCAGAGACCGGUGCUUUAGAAUCAAGCGAUGAAGUCCAUGCCUAUACAUACUCCUGGCCGGGAAAGACAACGCAGGAGGGCUGGCGAUUUGGCCUGAUAUCAGAAGCAAUCGAUGGGAAUUUUACAAGCUCUAAAAGAGAUAUUUUCUACCAGGAUCCGGUGUACUUUGGGUCCCAGAAGCUGGUAGAUAGAUACGUUGAUGACAUUGCCUUCACAUUUGGGGUUGACAGGGCCGCCUUACAUGUGACUGCUGCAGCAAAAGGCGCAAUAGGUGGGCAUUUUAGGAUUGAAUUGAAGAAUGGUUCAUCAAUACAAGUUGAGGCUUGCGCUGAGGGUAUAACUAUUCCAAGGAUUGAUGAGAUCGAAAAAAUAGAUGUCUCGGGAAUCUCAUGGAUUCUAGUUAUAGAGAAAGAGGCAGUGUAUCACCGCUUAGUGACAUCAGGCUACCAUAAGUCAUCCGUAGCAGGAAACGGGAUCCUUUUAACCGGCAAGGGCUACCCAGAUGUCAGUAGCAGGGAAUUUUUACGCCUACUUUCACAAUCGAGCAAUCAAGAAUCUAGCUUUAACUUGCUUGCCGCCAAUCCUGCUUUUGCUUCUCUACCAGUAUACAUAUUGGUUGACAGUGACCCAGAUGGGAUGGCCAUUAUGUCCACCUACAAAUAUGGGUCAAUGGCACAGGUCCACCAAAAUGCCUAUCUCAAUGUACCCUCCAUCCAAUGGAUAGGCCUCUAUGCUUCUGAGAUGAUACCGACAGUAGAUUUUCUAAACGGGUCUUCCCUAAUUCCAAUGAGCCGGCGCGAUCGAAAGAAGGCCGAAGCUAUGCUUAACCGAAACCCAUGCUUCGCUGAAGAUGGGCCGGAACCUAGCUGGCGGAAAGAGCUGCAAUCACUACUAGUUAUGAAUAUGAAGGCAGAGAUCGAAAUUCUGUAUGAAUGUGAUGGUGGCGUAGAGGGAUGGCUUGAUGGAAAGUUGUCAAAAUUAGGUUGA